AUGGCAGCCUUCGACCAUAUCAAGGACAUGUACGAUGUUGCUCUAAAGCCUCGUCUGUUGCACACGCUCAUUAGAGACCAUGUCCCCGACAAUAAGCACCCUUUCGGGAGCCCAUUGGAUCUGUCGAAGGUAGUGUACACAAUCAAAACUCACACCUCCUUCGCGAGUCUGUACAAGAUCUGA
Messenger RNA from Prunus armeniaca (apricot), 183 nucleotides. NCBI's taxonomy places the organism in Eukaryota, Viridiplantae, Streptophyta, Magnoliopsida, Rosales, Rosaceae. The record is from the annotation of a GenBank genome assembly.